GCUAGUGUGGCAAAUAAUACAAUUAGAUUUUAUGUGAUUUUAUUUUUGUUUUAGUUUCCUCGUAAUGAAAUAAAAAUCUUUUCUAUUUGUGCUGAUCAGAAAGGAAGAAAAGAUCAUAAAAUAAAUUAAAAGUCAGUACAUAAAGAAGUAAGAAGAAGAAGCAAAUUUAAGUUAGUUGAAUCGUGCAAGGGUCGAAAACACAAGCAAAAGGAACAAAAAGUAGCAAAGAAAAUCAAUAGUUUAUUGAAGGAACACACAAUGUUCUUUCGUGUUGUGAUAGAAUUGUGAAAGUAUAAUAUUCAUAAUUUCAUAUUUUAUAUACAUACCGAUGUUAUAUUUUUGUUUCGGUUCUACGACUGUGGCAUAAUUCUUACUACAUGAUUCGGAUGAAUGAUUCAAUGAGAGUUGAAUAAACGACUUCUUGAUGAGCAUUUCUUUAUGGAUUAUUGAGAAACAAAGGCCACUUUCGAGGGGGAUAUUAUGAAUAUAAUAUGGGUUAUACAUGCAGUCAACCAAGCAGCGCAUUAGAAAAUGAAGUGACAAAUAAAAAUGCAUUAGAUUUAAUAAAUUCUCCUAGUCGCUCUAAAGUGCAUCCAAAGAGCAUCAUCCAUUUAUUUAAAUGGUAUUUAAAAACCAAAUUACUAAAACAUCAAACUAAGAAUCAAGUGCAAGAUGGGAAAACAAAUAGUUAUGAGAUCUCAAAAAUUAGUAAAAUUAAAGAUAUUAAGAUUAAUCAAUAUGGUAAGGAUCACGUAGGACGCAAUAAUAAUAGGGAAAAUGAAGAACAGGAAUUAUCAUCAUUAUCAGCAUCAUCUUUAGCUUAUAGGGAAGAUCAACGAACAGAAUCAUUACGAAAAAAUAUACGUACGUCAUCGACGAGUGCAAGGGCGCAAUGUACUCUUGCUACAACACCAUCAAUAAAGGCCACAGGCUCCACUAACACCACAUCUAGUUCAAAUAUUUCAUGUAGUCACUAUAUAGUAAGGCAAUCAAUAUGCUUAUAUGCAGCAUCAAGUGUGAUAUUAGCUUUAUGCUAUCUUACGACACCAACAUCAGCAGAAGCGGCAUCGCAUCCUGUUUUUUCCGAUGGAAAAUCCGAUAAGGAAAUUCUCGAUCAUCUAUUAAAAAACUCAAGAUACGAUAAACGACUGUUACCGCCGGUGUUCGAUGCAGACUUCUGCUGUAAUUUAAAAUCACCAACAGAAAUGGUGUCAAAUCAGACAUCCUUUAAAGGAUAUCCUGGUCGCUCACAUAGUCGUGGAACUUUAACUGUAAACGUUAGCGUAUUAUUAUUAAGUUUAGCAUCACCAGAUGAAUCUAGUUUAAAAUACGAAGUUGAAUUUUUGCUGCAACAACAAUGGUUCGAUCCGAGACUGAGAUAUGCAAAUCAAUCGCAAUACGAAUAUUUGAAUGCAAUACAUCAUCAUGAGGAUAUUUGGCUGCCCGACACGUAUUUCAUAAUGCAUGGUGAUUUUAAGGAUCCCCUCAUACCAAUGCAUUUCGCCUUAAGAAUUUAUCGCAAUGGCACAAUCAAUUAUUUGAUGAGACGGCAUCUUAUAUUGUCGUGUCAAGGAUCCUUGAAUAUAUUUCCAUUUGAUGAUCCACUCUGUUCGUUUGCACUAGAGAGUAUUUCAUAUGAGCAAUCAGCCAUAACAUACGUUUGGAAGAAUGAUGAAGAAAUUUUACGAAAGAGUCCUUCAUUGACGACGCUCAACGCAUAUCUCAUACACAAUCAGACAAUUUUAUGUGAAGUCAAAGGAAGCUGGAGAGGCAAUUAUUCAUGCUUGAGAGUAAAUCUUCGCUUCACACGAGAUCGUCACUUUUAUUUCACAACUGUAUUCAUACCGGGCAUUAUACUUGUAACAUCAUCCUUUAUAACAUUUUGGCUUGAAUGGAAUGCAGUGCCGGCAAGAGCUAUGAUAGGCGUAACAACAAUGUUGAAUUUUUUCACAACAUCAAAUGGAUUCCGAAGUACACUACCAGUCGUAUCAAAUCUAACAGCAAUGAAUGUGUGGGACGGUGUAUGUAUGUGCUUUAUUUAUGCAUCACUACUUGAAUUCGUUUGUGUCAAUUAUGUGGGAAGGAAGCGUCCAUUACAUAAUGUUGUCUAUCGACCUGGAGAAAAUCCUGUCACUCAGAAUGAAAAGAAGAGAGAUGCAAGUGGACCGAAUGAGAUAGUAGCAUGUACAACUUGUGGUGGGAAUAGUCCGUGCACACAUUCGGCAAAUAAUGGAUGUGCAACUGAAACGUGCUUUGUACAAGUGAGAAAGAAAGAACCCCCACAUCCAAUCCGGAUUGCUAAGACGAUUGAUGUUAUUGCAAGGAUCACAUUUCCAUCGGCGUAUGCUGUAUUUUUAAUAUUUUUCUUCAUUCACUAUAAAGGGUUUUCAUAAUGAUUUAAAACAAGAGAAAUAUUGUGUAUUCCUACAUAACUUACAUAACUGCCUUUCCACCAAAUAGACAUCGAGAAUGAAUUAACUAGAAACAAUCCAUAAAAAUAAAUUCAUGCCAUGUAUCCAAAAUAUGCAUCCUUCCAAAAAAAUAAAAUAAAAAAUAAAAGUACAUAGAUAUUUAAUGAUUAUUGAUUACACAUUUGUAGCAAAUAUGUGACAAGUCGAAGUUACGUUUAGACAUAGCCGAGCACAAAAAUUAAUAAAGAAAAAAACUUACACGUAACAAUGAAGCAAAAGCUCUUCGCCAUAUUCAAUGAAUAAAUGAAGUCUAAAUAACAUGAGACAUCGGAACAGAAUGAGAAGAAAUUUUAAAGGGAUAUAAAUUAUGGAUGGAGUGUCAUAAGCAUCACGUAUUUCUCAUAUCUUUCAUUGUAAAAACGGAUUUUUUUAUGUAAAUGAUGAUUAACGACAUGGAGGAUGUCAAACAAAAAGAAGCAAAAUAAAUUCUAGAGAAAUUCCUAAAAUAAGGAAUAAAAUCGUAUGGAUGAAAAAUGCUCGAAAAUGCAAAGCGAACACAAAUUAUGAAUAGAGAAAACAGCACAUUCACUUAGAGCAAUAUAUUAAGUAGAUGAAAAGUCGAAAGCUUUUUCUAAUUUUUGAAAAUUGGACCAAACCUGAUUCUAAAGAGACGAAAAAAUAAAAAAAAAUAUGAAAUUUAUUUCUGCAUCAUAAUGCGUGUGUGUCAAAAACCAUGA
Chironomus riparius is the source of this 3148-nucleotide messenger RNA. The record is from the annotation of a GenBank genome assembly. Lineage: Eukaryota; Metazoa; Arthropoda; Insecta; Diptera; Chironomidae.